AUGUCUCAACCGUGCUCGGUAAACAAAUGUAUUCGUAGAUCACGUGGCUUAUGUGAUUGCUGCCAGAAAGUUCUGUGUUUACAACAUUUGAGUGAACAUAAUGCCUUACUUGUGGCCGAAUUGAAUCCAUUCACUGAUGAAAUUAACACACUUCGAGAUCGUCUGAAAACAUUCAGUAUUCAGAACACUACUAGCAACGGUCGUCAAAAGCUUCAACAAUGGCGUGAGGAUUGCCAUAAGAAGAUUGAUUGUUUUUUCGAAAAGAAAUGUCAAGAACUGGAUCAAAUUAUUAACGGAAAAGUUGAAAAACACCGAAAAAAACUAAAUGAUUUGCAUUCGAAAAUCACUGAUCUCAUUAAUACACAAGAAACAACUCGUGAAGAUAUUGAUUCAUUGAACUCAGCUAUUCGCCAUCUGAAAAGUCAAAUGAACAAAGUUGAACAACAAUGUUUUACGAUUGAUACUCGCCCGUUAGUAAUAGAUGACUCAUUCGUUGUUAUUCAAAAAAAGAGUGAAAAUGAAGUUGACCUAUCGACUCUACCGGUUGUUUAUACAACAAUAAAGCGUCCAGAGAAAAGCUUUGGAUCGUUGGCUAGCAAUGCUCGACACUUAUUACUACAUCGGCACCCACAUCUAUGUUUAUUUGAUCGUGAGAUCAAAAAUACAAAACAAACUUUGUGGACUCACGGUACCAUUCAAGACAUGUGUUGGUCGCGAACACUAGAUCGAUUUGUUAUUCUUGGAGUAAAUAGUAUCUUUCUUUUUAACGAAAAUACAGUGUCAGUUGAUGAGGUACAGACAAUCAAUGAGCGACGAUGGCUAUCCUGUACAUGUUCAGACACAGUUCUAUUUGUUAGCACAAAUGAAUUGGGUUCAUCGAUUAUGGAAUUUGCUUUAGCACCAGUGAUCAAAUACAUUAGAGAAUGGAAACCGCCUCUCACGUGUACCAAAGAUGAAGAUAUCGAUGAUAUUGUUUAUCAUGGCGGAAAUCUCGCUUUGAUGACUAUGAAUAACAUUGAGAAAUCGCUACGCAUUGAACUGAGGUAUGCACGUAACCUUAAUUGUAUCUGGUCGAUUCCACUUGAUAUAAAAUGUGUCCAUAGUAUGGGAUUUCAUUGCUGCAUAUUGACCUGUGAUGAGUGGCUUAUUGUGGACUAUGAAACUGGACGCCUGUUGCAGAUCACAAAAGAUGGUAAAAUGAAGAAAACAAUUCAAUAUGGUCCAACCCCUUGUCGUGCUACGUUGUUUGGCAAAAAUACACUCGCUGUAGUGACUUAUGAUCAUUCACCGGUGAGUGAUGAAGCAGACGAAUCAGCACCUAUGGCAACACCAACAUUCGCUCAAAUGACUCCUUUAUUAUUUCAGCAACAGAUAAAUACAGUUUAA
Molecule: messenger RNA, 1386 nt
Organism: Rotaria socialis
Lineage: Eukaryota; Metazoa; Rotifera; Eurotatoria; Philodinida; Philodinidae
Source: the annotation of a GenBank genome assembly